AUGGGAACCUCAAGCUGCCAUUCAUCGUCCUUUCUUCUUCCAGCUCUUUUACUUCUUCUUCUGGUCCUUCUCUGUUUCUCUCCCUUUAAUAGCAACCAUUUCACUCAAUUUGUAACUUCUUUCUCGCCUUUCAGUCUAGGACAGACCAACCAUACAACAACACCACACGUUUCCCUUGAUGGGUUUUUAUCAACUUCCAUGUAUAAAAGCAGUAAACAUAAGGCUGCUAUCAUCAAAAAAAAGAGCAACUCUGAGAGGAUUGAAGAAGAUUUAGCUAGAACACGAGCAGCCAUUCUCAAGGCAGUUCAAUUGCAAAACUUUACAUCAGAGAAGGAAGACAUUUUUGUUCCAAGAGGGUCCAUUUAUAGAAAUGCAAAUGCUUUUUAUCAGAGCCAUACAGAGAUGAUAAAAAGGUUCAAGGUGUGGACAUACAGGGAAGGAGAGCUACCUCUAGUCCACAACGGGCCAUUGAACGAUAUAUAUGCCAUAGAGGGGCAGUUCAUUGAUGAAAUGGAGAGCAAGAACAACCCUUUCAGGGCUCGCCAUCCUGAUGAAGCGCAUGUAUUUUUCUUGCCCAUUAGUGUAACAGGAGUGAUUCACUAUGUUUACAAGCCUAUCACCUCAGUUAAAGAGUAUUCUCGUGAUCGAUUGCAACGAUUAGUGCUGGACUAUAUCAACACCGUGGCAAGUAAACAUCCAUACUGGAACAGAAGCAAUGGUGCGGAUCAUUUUAUGGUUUCAUGUCAUGACUGGGCACCGGAAGUUUCACAAGCCAAUCCUGAACUCUUCAAGAACUUCAUCAGGGUCCUUUGCAAUGCUAAUACUUCUGAGGGUUUCAGGCCCAAAAUAGACGUCUCGUUGCCUGAAAUUUACCUACCUUUCGGAAAACUUGGGCCACCCAAUCUGAGCCAGGGUCCUAAUAACCGGCCUAUCUUGGCAUUCUUUGCGGGUUCAGCUCAUGGAUACAUCAGGAAAAUCUUACUCGAGCAAUGGAAAGACAAAGACAAUGAAGUCCAAGUCCAUUCUCGCCUUCCUAAGGGUGUAAACUACACCAAAAUGAUGGGGCAGAGCAAGUUUUGCUUGUGCCCAAGUGGGUUUGAAGUGGCCAGCCCAAGAGAGAUUGAAGCAAUCUAUGCAGGGUGCAUCCCAGUCGUAAUAUCAGCCAAUUAUACAUUACCCUUUAGUGACGUCCUCAAGUGGAGCCAAUUCUCAGUACAAAUCCCCGUGGAGAAAAUACCAGAAAUUAAGACCAUUCUGCAAGGGAUACCAAAUAGAAAGUACUUGAAGAUGCAUGAGAGGGUGAAGAGAGUACGCCGGCAUUUUGAGUUGAACCGGCCAGCUAAGCCAUUCGAUGUAAUUCACAUGGUGCUUCACUCCGUAUGGCUAAGGAGGCUCAACUUCAGGUUGUCUUCUUGA
This is a messenger RNA of Theobroma cacao (cacao), 1416 nucleotides long. RefSeq names its product xylogalacturonan beta-1,3-xylosyltransferase-like. Gene Ontology annotation, molecular function: glycosyltransferase activity. Lineage: Eukaryota; Viridiplantae; Streptophyta; Magnoliopsida; Malvales; Malvaceae. The record is from RefSeq and is a predicted model, not a curated record.